Molecule: messenger RNA, 910 nt
Organism: Chroicocephalus ridibundus (black-headed gull)
Lineage: Eukaryota; Metazoa; Chordata; Aves; Charadriiformes; Laridae
Product: interferon-like
Exons: 1
Coding region: 1-600 (199 amino acids)
Biological process (GO): defense response
Cellular component (GO): extracellular region
Molecular function (GO): cytokine receptor binding
Source: RefSeq, a predicted model, not a curated record
AUGCCUGCGCCCGCAACCCACCACACCCGCCUGCGCCACGGCGCCCCGACGCUCCUGCUCCUCCUGACGGCUCUCGCCACCACCCUCGCCUGCCACCACCUGCACCCCCUAGACACCACCUUCGCCUGGGACAGCAUCAAGACUCUGAAGGCCAUGGCUCCCAGACCGCCACAGCCCUGCCAACACCAACAGGCGCCCUUCCCCUUCCCCGACACCCUCCUCCACAACAGCCACCCACAGCAAGCCGCCGCCACCGCCCGACACAUCCUCGACAACCUCUUCGCCACCCUCAGCGCACAGAGCACCCCCCAACACUGGGACGACCAGGCACGCCAUCGCCUCCUCAACCACCUCCAUCAUUACAUCAAUCACCUGGAGCGAUGCCUGCCAGCCAACAGGACACUCAUCAAAAGCCAAGGGCCUCGCAACCUGAUGCUCAGCAUCAACAAAUACUUCAGGCGCAUCCACAACUUCCUCCACACCCACAACCACAGCGCCUGUGCCUGGGACCACGUCCGCCUCGAAGUUCGCGCCUCUUUCCAACGUGUGGACACACUGAUACGGCAAAUGAAGAGCCCAGCCACUCCUGGUACCCCCUAAACCCACCCGUGCCAAAUGCCCAUCCCCAGCCAAUGUCGGAGACCGCAGGGAUUGCUCAGCUCCGCUCAACACCUCUUCCAGCCAGGAGCCUGCACCGACAGGGAAGUGGGCAUGACUGUGGCGAGGAGGGGGCCAGGCUGCGGAACAGCCUGCACACCCACACUGCAGACACACCUUUGCUGGGAAGGAAGGAGAAGGAAAUGGUUGUGCUUCACAUUAAUGGACACAGACGAGGCAAUGGGGAGAGGGGUGGUAUUUAUUAUCCACGGCAUUUUCUUGCCCAUCCAGACUGUGACUUCCACUGAUGGAG